Arabidopsis lyrata subsp. lyrata is the source of this 1166-nucleotide messenger RNA. Its product is annotated as NADH dehydrogenase [ubiquinone] flavoprotein 2, mitochondrial. NCBI's taxonomy places the organism in Eukaryota, Viridiplantae, Streptophyta, Magnoliopsida, Brassicales, Brassicaceae. Gene Ontology annotation, molecular function: NADH dehydrogenase activity. The transcript has 10 exons. The coding region runs from base 157 to 924 and encodes 255 amino acids. Gene Ontology annotation, biological process: mitochondrial electron transport, NADH to ubiquinone. The record is from RefSeq and is a predicted model, not a curated record.
CUUAUUUUAGCAGGCCCCGAGAGGCUUUAGUCAAUCCUGCGCCAGGUGAUUUGAUUAGUGAGAUACCGAGUCUAGCUCCUUGGUUUCUCUGCUUCUCCUUGUCUCUCAGAUCAAAAAAGCUUCGUGUGCGUCUCUCGUCCUCUUAAGUUGUCGAAAAUGCUGGCUAGGCUCGCUGCUAAGCGUCUUCUCGAGAUCCGCCAAGUUUUCCGUCAACCAACCUCUCAGGUGUCUCGUAGCUUAUCGACGGCCUUAAACUACCAUCUGGAUUCUCCUGAUAACAAACCCGAUCUUCCAUGGGAGUUUUCCGAGGCAAACCAAUCUAAGGUUAAGGAGAUACUCUCUUACUAUCCAUCCAAUUACAAGCAGUCCGCAGUUAUUCCUCUUCUAGAUCUUGCACAACAGCAGCAUGGAGGCUGGCUCCCUGUUUCAGCUAUGAAUGCAGUUGCUAAAGUUAUAGAAGUUGCUCCUAUCCGUGUUUAUGAGGUUGCAACAUUUUACUCAAUGUUCAACAGGGCAAAAGUUGGAAAGUACCACCUUCUAGUUUGUGGCACAACACCAUGCAUGAUCCGUGGUUCACGAGACAUCGAAUCAGCUUUGCUAGACCAUUUGGGAGUGAAACGCGGUGAAGUCACCAAGGAUGGUUUGUUCUCUGUUGGAGAGAUGGAAUGCAUGGGUUGUUGUGUUAAUGCACCCAUGAUCACUGUGGCAGACUAUUCGAAUGGAUCAGAAGGAUAUACAUACAACUAUUUCGAAGAUGUCACACCUGAGAAAGUCGUAGAGAUUGUUGAAAAGCUGAGAAAAGGAGAAAAGCCACCGCAUGGAACUCAGAACCCGAAGAGGAUCAAGUGUGGACCAGAAGGAGGAAAUACGACACUCCUUGGUGAGCCUAAGCCACCGCAAUUCCGUGACCUUGAUGCAUGCUAAGCUAAGUUCUGUUCGCCGCAGUUUUAUGUGGUUCAAUAACGCAAAGGCUAUAGCGAUGUUUGACGCCUGUAGCAUCAAAUUGAGUUUGCAUACUCUUUGUAGUCUUCUUGGUUUGGAAUUUAGACCCAUUUUAAACAAAUUGCCAAAAUCAUCCUCGUUUAUUACGAUCUCACUUCCAAGAUUUAUGUGAAAUUCUAAUAAAAAAAACUUGUAUGUGUUACUUUAAAAGACCAAGAUUUUCC